Messenger RNA from Microthlaspi erraticum, 498 nucleotides. The record is from the annotation of a GenBank genome assembly. NCBI's taxonomy places the organism in Eukaryota, Viridiplantae, Streptophyta, Magnoliopsida, Brassicales, Brassicaceae.
AUGUUUUCGAGAGUUUCUAAAUGGUUUGAUUCGAUCCAUAACUUCUUCUCUCGAACGGUUACUCAAGUCCAAGACUCAUUGUCCUGUGCAAUUGCCAAGCUUCAGAGCUUCUUUGCUCGCAUUAUUGCUAAGUUCCGCAGUUUCGUUGCUGCGGUUAUAUCUUGGAUGUGUGGUUUUUUUGCUGCGGCAGUUGCUAAACUCACCAAUUUCUUUGUUGCGGUUAUAUCAAAGAUUCGUGGUUUCUUUGCUGCGAUCAUUGCUAAAAUUCACAAUUUCUUUGUUACGAUUAGUGAUAAUGUUCGCAGCUUCUUCUCUACUGUGAAAACAUUAUUUCGCCUUAUUCAGAAAUUACAAAUGCUGCUCAGGCUAAUCAGCGAAGUAUUGGAUACCUGGGAUCGUCAGGUGGCGCUUCAUAGAAAAUUCCUUCAAGUCUUCAAAAUCCUUAAUCGAUUUGUGGAUUUGGGAACUAUCUUUGGUGGUAUGGUUCAUCAACACUAG